Messenger RNA from Dermacentor silvarum, 5271 nucleotides. RefSeq names its product complement C3. The transcript is spliced from 42 exons. The record is from RefSeq and is a predicted model, not a curated record. Gene Ontology annotation, molecular function: endopeptidase inhibitor activity; protein binding. Gene Ontology annotation, cellular component: extracellular region. Lineage: Eukaryota; Metazoa; Arthropoda; Arachnida; Ixodida; Ixodidae. Bases 113 to 5200 code for a protein of 1695 amino acids.
GAGCAGAAGGCGGCGAGCAGACGGCUCGCGAGGGCCUCCAGAGCAACCAUUGCCAUCGGUGAUGUCGGCCGCCUAGGUGAAACGAAACGGGUCGAUCCUGGUGCUCGAAAAGAUGAUCCGGAUUGGGUUUGGAUCUGGCGCUUCACUGUGGUUCUACUGCAUCUUCUUAUACGUGCUGCAAGGUCUCACUGAAGGGUGCAUCGUGACCACUCCUAGCCUCGUCCGGCUGGGCGCUCAAGAAACGGUACUUGUCAGGAACACGGGAAACGCAACCAGGAAUGUCACACUGCACGCUACCGACUACCCCGCUGAAGCUCGCCUUCUCUUUAUGGAGUCGUUCCUUAUGGGACAUGGUGAGGAGAAACUCGUGUACCUGAGACUCGACGAGACAAAGUUCUCCAGCGAAGACCUCCAGUCAAAUCGUUCGAUGCUUGUUUCCCUGAGAGUCCACUGUGGUGACGCAUUCAACAAGGCGGCAGUUUUGCUGCUGAAGCCAAGUUCGGGGUACAUAUUUUUACAGACGGACAAGCCCAUCUACAGCCCAGGGCAGGACGUUUUGAUACGAAUUGUGGCUGUGGAUGAAGCCUUGCUUCCUUCGACCGACAAUGUUCACCUUGAGAUUAAGAAUCCGCAGGACAUUGUGUCCUACACAUGGGACGUUCUCUUAGAGAACCCGAACACCGGCCUGAUCAGCCAUACGUAUCACCUGCCGAAGUACCCAAUGCUCGGCAAAUGGAAAGUCAUCGUGACAUAUGGACGGCAUAAGAAUCUAAAAUCCGAGGUCUCCUUUCAAGUGAAGGAAUACGUUUUGCCAACGUUUUCUGUUCAACUGGGGAUGCCGAAUGUUAUUCUGCCGAGUGUGAAAGGGGGCAUCAGCGUCACCGUGAAAGCAAGCUACGUUUACGGAAAGCCGGUGACAGGAAACGCCAUUCUAACGUUUUCCGUGCGUAACGAAGUCAACCACGACGUGAUGUUUGGUACCAAACUUGUGGAUCAGCUGGUUGGCGGAAAGGCAUUUUUCACGGUUCCCGUUGACGAGCUUAAGAACGGAAGCGAGUGGAAAGACUGGGUCGAUGGCAACAGACUUUCGGUGCGAGCCGUGGUGGUCGAGGAAGCGACGGCGAAGCAGGAAGCUGUGCUAGAUGACUCGUCCCUCUUCAGCAACGCAGCUUACACUGUCAGUCUAGAGAACACUCGACGAGACUUCAAGCCUGGCACGCAAGUCGCGGUUGUGGCAGACAUUCGCCAUGCGGACGGCCAACCAGCCAGUGGUGUUGAUGCAAGAAUAACGGCUACCGAUGAAAAUGGCACUGAGGUAAGAGACCAGAAGAAAACGAAUAAAGAGGGCAAGGCGCUGUUUGUCAUCACGACGCGUCGAGGUCAGCAACGACUGAACAUUGCGGUUCGCACACUCGAGGGCCGUCAGUCGGAAGCCUCGGCGACAUUGGUUAACUACACGUCACCGGUGAACGCCUUCAUCUCUAUAGACCACAAGUCCUACACCAAAGAUGACCUCCAAGUGGACAACCACUUUAACAGGUACCUAACAGUGGACCCAGACGAUUUCUCAGCAGUGUUUUACCAGGUCAUGACACGUGGCAAGAUUGUGGCGCACGGAACAGCGCAUCACCCGGGCCAGAAUAAAUAUGAGGUGAACUUUAGGCUCACAGAAGCAAUGGCUCCCAAGUUUCGGCUGCUGGUCUUCGGCUUCCGCCAGGGACACGUGGUAGCCGACUCGGAAGACUUCGAGAUCGGGGAGCACUGCUCCUACUUGUCUACGAUAAAACUGUACCCCAGUGUGGGCCACGCGGAGCCCGGUGAAGUGAAAGAGAUUGGCGUCCAAGGACAGACGAGCACGAUAGUUGGUCUACUCGCCGUCGACAAAGCUGCGUAUCUCCUCGGCGACACCAGCCUGCUCACUCGCAAGAAGCUAUUUGGGGCACUUCGCUCACACGACCCAAGUUGCGGCCCAGGCGGAGGUGUCACGGCGGAAGAGGUUCUCGCUAACGCUGGCGUCGUGAUAAUCUCGGCAGAGGACUCCACCGACAGCAUCACUUCAGAAAACAGCUGCGCUGCCAGGGUUCAUCGUCGCAAAAGAGACGUCCGUGAAGCACGCAUUCAAUUCGCCACUCCGCUGAUGCGACUCUGCUGUGACGUGGGCACAUUGCCGGACAGACUGCGGAGGCACUGCUCUACUAGGGAGGACAUCAUCCGGCGCCACUUCAACAACCCAGAAGGCAAUGAAUGCGCCGACGCAUUCGCGUACUGCUGCGCACGCACAUUUCAAUUCAAGGAUGGCGGGCCUUUGUUCAUGGACAACACCGACCUACCAAGGGCUCGCGGUGGAAGUAAUCAGCUCAGCGUGCCGGGUGGUCCUGAAGAGGAAGGUUCGUCUGACAUACGGCUGAGGAAUGACUUCCGGGAGGCGUGGCUGUUCGAGCAAGGAACAAUAGGGGACAACGGCUGGUACAACUUUUCAUCCUCUUUGCCGCACAGCAUAACGACGUGGUCUGUUCAGGCAAUGGCCGUGUCUCCUGAAGGAGGCGUUUGUGUCGCCGAACCUGUCGAGGUGGUGGCUUUCCGGAAGGUGUUCCUCCAAGUCAGCUUUCCCUCGACGGUCGUUAGGAACGAACAAGUCGAGAUAGUGGCAACCCUAUUCAACUACGACGAUGAAUCGCAGGACGCAACAAUAUCCUUGCACGGAGGUCCGGACUUGUGCAUCGCGUCGAAGCAUCCUCGGCUGCCAGACACGAAAGGGCUAAGAGUAGAAAAGAACUCCGCCAGCAGCAUCAGCUUCCCCGUGGUUCCCUUGCGCCAGGGAAACUUGCCCUUUGAAAUUCACCUCCGGAGCAGAGGUCAUGCCGACCGUGUUGAGAAGACCCUAACAGUUGUGCCUGAGGGGACACCCGAUGAGCAGAGCUUCUCAGUGACAAUUGACCCGAGCAAUGAACAACGCCGGAGGAAGAGAGCCAUUUUGACCAGGGCGUACAGAGAUAUUUUGGAGGAAGACGAUGGACGACAGGUUAUAACUAUAAUUCCACGCUAUCCCUACAACACAGUCCCGGACACUGAGUCGUGCUCUGUUUCUGUCAUAGGCAGCGAAGCGGCUUCCGUCGGAGGAGCGGCUAUAGCGAACGUGGAGUCGCUGAUAUCGAUGCCCAAGGGAUGUGGAGAGCAGACUAUGAUGAUUAUGGCACCAGUCCUCUAUUCGUACACAUAUUUAAAGGUGAAGAAUAUGCUCAACGAAUCUGACAGAGUCGAUGCUCUGAAAUAUCUUCUCGAAGGAUACGGGCGAGAACUGAAGUUUCGAAACGAGAACGGAUCGUUUGCCACUUUCCAGAAGAGGCCUGGGAACGUAUGGUUGACCGCCUUCGUGCUCAAGGUUUUCUGCGAGGCCCAAAAUGUUAUCGACAUUAGCCCUGACGUCAUAGAAAAAGGAUUAUUGUGGCUUUCGAGGCAGCAGCAGCCCGACGGCAGCUUCGAAGAGCUUGAUCCCAUUGUACACCGAGAAAUGCUGGGAAGCGUUCACGGCAAAACGGCGAUGACAGCGUUUGUUCUGCUCACGUUUCAAGAGUGCGCGGCUGCAUCAGCUUCAGUGUCUGAGGGGAUCAACACAACAAUUGCACGGGCUCAAUUUUAUAUGAGGGAACGCCUGGAUGCCAUCAAGUUUCCGUACAUAGCGGCUCUGACGGCGUAUGCACUGAGCUUCGCUCCCGGACCCGACCGGCAAAAGUCGAUGGACGUCCUAAGAGCUCACCUGCUCGAAGACACAGAUAUGAAUUCACUUAGCACGGGAGACGAGGCUACAGGCAUUGACGUGGAAGGCACCAGCUAUGCCCUGCUCGCUCACCUCAAGCAUCAUGACAUGGACUCAAGCAAGAAGUUUGUGAACUGGCUUCUUCGGCACCGGUCAGCUUCGGGGUCUUUCGUGUCCACCCAGGACACCGUCGUAGCACUCCAAGCCCUAUCGGAAUUCUCAAUACAAGCUUCUAAUGCCGCUCCUGACAUCUCUGGAGUAGUCCUCACUGAUAAUACUCUUCAGGACUUCCGCAUUAAACGAGACAAUGCUGCUCUGUUGCAAGAGUUUCAGAUUGUCAACGCCAAAGGAAAAAUUGUCGUGAACGCAUCGGGAAUAGGCACUGCAGCACUGAAUGUGAGGCUGAGAUACAACGUUCUGGUUCCAUCUCAGCAAGGCUGCAAGUUUGCUCUUUCUGUUGCAGCCGAAAUAUACAGAGAAAGCAUCGAAGGCCCUGGAAUACUUCCCGACAUUCUCGUACAAAAGCUGGGUGUACAGUGGUCGCACCUCGCAUCGAGGCAUCGUGUUGGACGAGCGCAGGAAAAGCCAAGAAACAAGCCUGAUGAUGAAAAUACGUAUCAGAUCAAAGUGUGCACCAGGUACUUGGGCGGAAAUGAAUCGAACAUGGCUAUUGUAGACGUUGGAACCUUCACUGGCUUCAGGCCGAUUAAAGAUGACCUGAACAAAGUUGUCAACGACACGGCAGGGGUGGACAAAUACGAAGAACGGGAGAAUGGAGUCUUCUUUUACCUUAAAACGGUCAAAGCGGCGACGGAAACUUGCCUAAAGUUUCGGGUUGAAAAGGAAUUUGCAGUAACAAAUCUUCAGACUUCCACCGUGAAGGUGUACGACUACUACAAGCCGAACGAGCUUUGCAGCCAGUCCUACAGACCAGAGCCAGCGAGCACUUCGGUGGAGCUCUUCUGCGAUGGAAACAUGUGCAAAUGCGCUACAGCGGAGUGCCCCGUGAACGAAACUUUCAUUGACGUCAUCAAAACAACUGGAAAGAUCGCCUGUGACGACCAUGACUUCGUGUGGAAGGGAAAAGUUUCUGCAAACUACGUCCUCGCAGGUUACAGGCACUUGGCGUUCGACAUCGACAAAGUUAUAAAAGAAGGUGAAGAAAACACCGAGACUCUUGAAGGCCACACGCGACUUUUCCUCGGCCGCCAGUUGUGCAACACGUCAAACCUCGACGUCGGACGUGAGUACAUCAUAUUCGGCAAGGACAGCGACGAAGACAUCACGGAUGGGGGUUUAAGCGUCAGGUACCCGCUGAAUCACAGAGUUCGAAUCUACCAUACUGCAAGUGCUUCCAAACUGCGAGGAAAAAAGACAACCGUUCAAACGGUCGUAGACUGGCUCUCGAAUAAGUUUACCAAUGAAGGUGGCUGUAAUGAAUAAACUUUUCAGAACAGCCAAUUGUCCUUAGUGCUCAAGUUUGUUUUUACGAGCCGGUGAAUGAACGUCGUUUU